UAAAUUGAUAUAAUAAGUUUUUAAAUUAUAUUUAAAUUAUUUUAAAAAGUUUUAAUAGAUGAUUUUAAAAUAGUUCUGGCAACACGUAUUAUAAACGUCAGCCGCCAGCCUCGAAUAAGAACGCAUGUGAUCUGGUUUUAGAAGUAUAAAUUUCAUCUUUUACGUAAGAAAAAUAUUUUAUUGAAAUGAAAAUCAAAUAAAACUUAAUAAAAUGGCAAAAAAGAAAAAUGUUGAUUUUCAGAAAGUUAAAUUUAAAGUUGGACGUUCAUUGAAAAAAAAUACUAAUGUUACAGACACUAGUUUCAAAACUAAAAAAAUAUUUAUAAAAGAAACAGAAAAGCCAAAGACAGAACUUGCCACACAUCAUAAAUUAAAUGUGACGGAAUUAUUGAUUCGUCUAAGACAUCACAAUUCUUCUGUUCGAAUUGAAGCUUUUACAGGAUUAAAAGAAUUGCUUUCUGAUUACCCUGAAAUUAUAAUUGCUUCACUUUCUGUCCUAGUUGAAAAAAUAACUGAAACAAUUGUUGAUAAAGAUGAUGUUAUGAGAAAAUUGACAUUAAAAACAUUAGAAGUAAUAUUUAAACAUUGUACUCCUGAUCGUAUUGCUCCUUUUUUUAGCACUUUAAAAUCAUAUUUAAAUUGUACGGCUACACACAUUAUUAGUAGUAUUCAAGAUGAUUCUCUAAAUUUUCUUGAUUUACUACUGAAAUAUUUUCCAUCUUUAACAACACGAACUUGUAGUAAAGUAUUAGAAAAUAUUAUUGAAAUUUCAAUGAAAAAUAUAUCUAAAGCAAUGACAAAAAGAAAGAUUGCAAUAUUGUUGAAGUUAGAAGCCUUUUUAGAAGCUACUCUGACAAGUGAAAAUGAUUCAAUCAGUGAAAGAAACUUUUUACACUCCAAUAAAUCAAUAGAAAGUAAUUGUAAUCCAUUUUAUAGGAAUGGUGGUUUGAAUUCACCUAUCAAAGAUCAAUUUAAUAUUCAUCCAAAUUUAACAGUUUUUCCUGAGACUGAGAGUAUUAUUGGAAAUCAAGUGUAUGGCAUUAAUUUUUUGACUAUAGUUAAAAAUUUUUUAUUAGAAUUUUUGAAUGAUUGCAAGUCAUCAUCACUACNUCUCUCUUCUUCAGGAUUUUUCGAAUUAUUGAUUCGUCUAAGACAUCACAAUUCUUCUGUUCGAAUUGAAGCUUUUACAGGAUUAAAAGAAUUGCUUUCUGAUUACCCUGAAAUUAUAAUUGCUUCACUUUCUGUCCUAGUUGAAAAAAUAACUGAAACAAUUGUUGAUAAAGAUGAUGUUAUGAGAAAAUUGACAUUAAAAACAUUAGAAGUAAUAUUUAAACAUUGUACUCCUGAUCGUAUUGCUCCUUUUUUUAGCACUUUAAAAUCAUAUUUAAAUUGUACGGCUACACACAUUAUUAGUAGUAUUCAAGAUGAUUCUCUAAAUUUUCUUGAUUUACUACUGAAAUAUUUUCCAUCUUUAACAACACGAACUUGUAGUAAAGUAUUAGAAAAUAUUAUUGAAAUUUCAAUGAAAAAUAUAUCUAAAGCAAUGACAAAAAGAAAGAUUGCAAUAUUGUUGAAGUUAGAAGCCUUUUUAGAAGCUACUCUGACAGGUGAAAAUGAUUCAAUCAGUGAAAGAAACUUUUUACACUCCAAUAAAUCAAUAGAAAGUAAUUGUAAUCCAUUUUAUAGGAAUGGUGGUUUGAAUUCACCUAUCAAAGAUCAAUUUAAUAUUCAUCCAAAUUUAACAGUUUUUCCUGAGACUGAGAGUAUUAUUGGAAAUCAAGUGUAUGGCAUUAAUUUUUUGACUAUAGUUAAAAAUUUUUUAUUAGAAUUUUUGAAUGAUUGCAAGUCAUCAUCACUACUACUUUCACCAGAUAAACAAAAUAAGGUCAUCACUCUUCAAGUUAUGCAAAGUGUCUUAAAUGUACUAAUUUUACUUCAGACUUGUGCAAAUUGUAGUGAUACAAAGAAUGGAACUAAAAAAAUGAUAAAAUCAUAUAACAAGUUAUUUCAAAGCAAUGACUUAAUGAAAUUCAUCUCUCUUUUUCCAUUUAAUAUGAGAAAUGAAUUAUCAGAUAUAACAAAAGAUAAAGAGAAUCAAUAUGUUUAUUUUAAUCUUUGUGUCUGUGAUGCAUUUAUUGGAAUUUAUCCUGAAAUAACAACACAAACAAAGAAAUAUUAUGAAAAUGUUACAAAAUAUAUAAUUAAAUCACUAACGAACAAUGAAAUUUCUGGAAAAAAAUUAACUUUGAAGACAAUGGUGGUGGUAAAAAAUUUAAAUAACAGCAAUAUUGAUAAAGAACUUUUAGAAGAAUUGUUGCUUAUGCUUUAUAAUACUUAUACACAAUGGAAAUUAGGAAGAAAGGAUCGAGAAGAGAUUAUGAAAUACUUUGUAGAAUUAUCUGUUCAAACUAAUUCUUAUUUUACCAACUCUAUGAUAUUUCAAAACUGGAUGAAAUCAAUAUUGAAAGAAUUUUGUGAUACAGUACAUGAAAAUCUUUCAAUGUCAACAAUUCACUGUAUGUCAAAAACUGCAAAUACUUUAGCACUUCGAGGUUUACCAUUAUUUCUUGAAGAACUUCAAAAGUCUUACAAUUCAGUAUUAGGUUUGUCAUUAUUAUUUCUUUUAACUUUAGAUAUUUUUAAUAUAUUAAUAUUAAAUAUAAUAAUAAUUAAUUAGAUACUUUUUAAUAUAUUCACAUUGGAAGCUGAUUCUGCACUUCUUCCCUCAACCACAGUAGUAUUUAAAAAAUUUUCAUGCUUACUAGGGUUUAUAGGUCAAUAUAACAAAAUGUUUCAUUUCAGUAUAUCCAUCAGUGAUAUAUGAUGGUUACCUAUUUAGUUUUAGUCAUAGUUUAUCACUGGUGGACAAAUCAUAAAUCAUUUAUUGUAAUAUCUUUUGUACUGCAGAUAUAUUUAUGCUUUGAUAAUGAGAUAAAUUAAAUUUAAACUUUUGUAGUUUUAUAGAUACAAAACAAAAGUUAUUUAACA
Messenger RNA from Centruroides sculpturatus (bark scorpion), 2988 nucleotides. Its product is annotated as testis-expressed protein 10 homolog. The transcript is spliced from 9 exons. NCBI's taxonomy places the organism in Eukaryota, Metazoa, Arthropoda, Arachnida, Scorpiones, Buthidae. Gene Ontology annotation, cellular component: MLL1 complex; nucleus. Bases 212 to 2677 code for a protein of 821 amino acids. The record is from RefSeq and is a predicted model, not a curated record.